Molecule: messenger RNA, 204 nt
Organism: Colletotrichum spaethianum
Lineage: Eukaryota; Fungi; Ascomycota; Sordariomycetes; Glomerellales; Glomerellaceae
Exons: 1
Coding region: 1-204 (67 amino acids)
Source: RefSeq, a predicted model, not a curated record
AUGACCCAGCAUCUUCUCGACGACAGCGCAUUCGUUCCUCAACAGGCCCGACUCGAAGCGACCAGCCACAACGGUAACAAGCCCGGUGUGACCAGUCCGCCGAAGAAUGGCAUUGUGUGUGAUACGAUGGGGCCCGCGAUGUUGAACAAUGGCACGGAAGCGGGGCUAGGUGCCCAGGACCGCGUGCCGUCCCCUCUGCUGUAA